AUGUUCAAGACAGAAAUGAAUCUGGGGCUUAGAUGGCCACAAUUGCCAAAUAUGCCCUGCCUUAAGGAUCCGAGGAAUGUCCUUCCUUCUGGAGUGACCAUCCCAUAUGAGGGUUCCUCUUUCAAGGAGAAGUUUGGCUGGAGGAAGGAGUAUCCGUACCCUGUCAUGAAUGACUAUAUCUCUUUUUCUACAUUCAUUCACGAUGGCACCCCAGAUCCUGCCUUGGGCCACCCUGGAGAUGUGUAUGUGGACAUUGCUGGAAGGAUGCUGUGGGGAAAGAUUGGAGAGCAUGAGUGGAGGGCAUUCACAUCGAUGAAGUUCAACACUACCAAUGAACAAGUUCUCUACCAUCCAUAUUUUCCCCAGAGAAGGAUCCUCCACAUUAACCCCAAGGGGAAAGUGGUCUGGACACUCUCUGAUACAGCAAGAGGUUGGAAGGCUGAGGCAGGAGAUGAUCUUGAGAAAGCUAUCAACCGUCUUAUUGAGCGUUAUAAACCCAGCAUGGCGCUGGAGAGCAACACACACUCCACCAUGGAUAUGGAUGCCAGAAUCCCAGAGGGUUAUUCCACCUCUUAUGGGGCUGAUGAGAGUCCCAGUGAAUCAUAUCCAGUGACAGGAAAUGCUGAGCUGCAGUCAUCCAUUGAUGCAGUUGAUCCACCACAAAAGAUAUACAUGCCAACCCAAUCAUUCCAUUGUAAUCCAGAGAAACUCCUCCUGGCAGCAGCUGGAGAUGAAUCUGUUGAAAGGCCAUCCUUGAAGACGGCUAUACCUACUCUCAUCACACCUGCUAGCUCUGAAUGUGACCCUCGCAGGGAUCCACCCAGGCUGAAGGCACAUCACCUCAGAAAUGCCAUCCACGCUCACACACCAGACCCAUCUACGAUGGACUUUGCCAAAUAUGGUAUCUCUGGUUGUGUUGCACUGCCAAUGUUACCCACACGGGCAGGGAACCAUGUGGUGCCCGGGUCUCCUGGCGCGGAGGACAGCCCCGAAGAGGGUCAUUGCCAGUGCUCGAGUGCCAGCGAGGACUCGGAGUGGUGCGCUAACUCUUCGGGACGGUUCCCGCUAUCCUACUGUCGCACCGAGAAGUAG
Molecule: messenger RNA, 1092 nt
Organism: Gloeophyllum trabeum ATCC 11539
Lineage: Eukaryota; Fungi; Basidiomycota; Agaricomycetes; Gloeophyllales; Gloeophyllaceae
Exons: 4
Coding region: 1-1092 (363 amino acids)
Source: RefSeq, a predicted model, not a curated record